Messenger RNA from Funneliformis geosporum, 152 nucleotides. Lineage: Eukaryota; Fungi; Glomeromycota; Glomeromycetes; Glomerales; Glomeraceae. The record is from the annotation of a GenBank genome assembly.
UGUCUCAUCAACUUAGACACACCUUACAUGAAAUUAUUAGAGUUGCACAAUCUCAUUCUAUCCAUGUCAUACCUAAUACUCCUUCUCUUUCUCAAGAUCUUAUAGAACAAAUCUUCCCUAAUUCCUCAUAUCACGAUCAAUUGCAAUCAGAA